Molecule: messenger RNA, 485 nt
Organism: Perkinsus marinus ATCC 50983
Lineage: Eukaryota; Perkinsozoa; Perkinsida; Perkinsidae
Product: Maltose O-acetyltransferase, putative
Exons: 4
Molecular function (GO): acetyltransferase activity
Source: RefSeq, a predicted model, not a curated record
AUGUCACUUAAGAUCGUCUCUGAUGAGGAUAAUCGAGAGCGUAUGUUGCGUGGGGAGCUUUAUCACCCGAUGAAAGAAGGCCUUAUACAGCUCCGAGCCAAGGCUAAGGUGUGGUGUAGGCAGUAUAACCAAACCGACGAUGAUGCAACUGAUUUCAUUCAAGUUAGAGAGCGACUUUUGAAAGGCGCUCUGGGUAGCUGUGGCAAAAGCCCUUUCAUUGAGCCGCCCUUCCGCUGUGAUUAUGGCUCCAAUAUAUAUAUCGGUGAUAACUUCUAUUCCAACUACGAUCUUGUCAUACUUGACACAUGUCCUGUCCGGAUCGGGAACAACGUCUUUCUCGGGCCUGGUGUGAAUCUUUACGCCGCGGACCAUCCGAGGGCAGCCUCGGCGCGUAAGCAUCUCAUAGAAUAUGGCGCACCAAUUACGAUAGGAGAUGACGUGUGGAUCGGAGGCCGUGUUGUGGUCCUCCCAGGAGUCACCAUCGG